This is a messenger RNA of Cetraspora pellucida, 240 nucleotides long. The record is from the annotation of a GenBank genome assembly. NCBI's taxonomy places the organism in Eukaryota, Fungi, Glomeromycota, Glomeromycetes, Diversisporales, Gigasporaceae.
AUGGAUUUAGAUGAUAGUAUAGAUAUAUCAGAACUCUUGCAUUCAGUAUUCUUGCAUUCAGAAUCAGAAUUCUUAUAUUCAGAACCAGAACCCUUGUAUUCAGAACCAGAACUCUUGUAUCCAAAGUCAGAACCUUCGUAUUUGGAACUAGGACCUUCAAGCCCAGAAUUCUUGCAUUCAGAACCUUUGUAUCCAGAAUCUUUGUCUCUAGAGCUAUCACAUCAAGAAUCAAAUAAUUAU